AUGCGUUCCGACACUUGUUUUUCUGUUCUGAUUGCAGAUGUUGUCAUUUCUCAGUCAGCAGACAGACAGUUAAGUCUACAAACUGGAGCAUCUGUUACCAUCCCAUGUCCUUAUGAUAGGAAAUAUUUACAUCAUAAGAAAUACUGGUGCUAUCAUUAUAAUUCACUCUACACUUCCUGCACAAUUCAGGCGUAUGCCAACGAUACACAGGGGAAAGUGACAGUGACUGAUAAUCCAGCUGAGAGUCUCUUUACUGUGACUAUGAAAGAUCUUCAGACAGGAAACACUGGAUCAUACUGGUGUGCUGUAGAGAUAGAAGGACCUGCACAUGAUGUUACAGAAUACCUUUAUAUCACAGUGAAAGCAGAUCCUGAUCUGUCUGUGAGGGAGAGCAGUGUGAGUGGUGAUGAAGGAGGCAGCGUCACAGUUCAGUGUCUCUACAGCGCUGCGUAUCAGAAAACACAGAAGAAGUGGUGCAGAUUCAGAGACAGACACUGCAACUCAGUGACGAGGCCUGACACAUCCCAGAAUUCAGCAAUAAUCAUCAGUGAUGAUGGGAAAAGUUCAUUAAAUGUACAGAUAAAUGGACUGAAGAAGACUUUUGUUGGCUGGUACUGGUGCAGUGCAGGAGAUCUGGAAGUUCCUUUUCACAUCAGUGUCCGUGAUCCACCUCCAGCAGCAUCUGACACUGCGGUGUUUAGCAGCGAUGAAACCAUUAAAUUAUUAUUAUUAUUAUUAUUAUUAUUAUUAUUAUUAUUAUUAUUAUUAUUAAUUGUGUCUCCAGAUGUUGUUGAAGGUGAAGACAUCUACUGCAACACAGUUUGGCAGUAA
Molecule: messenger RNA, 831 nt
Organism: Silurus meridionalis
Lineage: Eukaryota; Metazoa; Chordata; Actinopteri; Siluriformes; Siluridae
Product: polymeric immunoglobulin receptor-like
Exons: 6
Coding region: 1-831 (276 amino acids)
Source: RefSeq, a predicted model, not a curated record